AUGUCAGACCCCCCCAACAACACCCAAACCACGUUUAGUGGCGGCGACCCUCCUGCCGACAAUAAUUAUACCGACAAUAAUAAUGAACAGACUAAUAUUAAUGAUAUGCAAAAAAUUAUUGCUGUUGAACUGAAGGAGAAAGAAAGUUCUCAUUCCAGAGGACCUCAUUCUCAUGAAGCUCAUCACAUCAAACCCUCGACAAAAAUCCAAAAAAAUAAUGAAAAACCAGACUCCCAUAAAAAAAUUGAAACUAUCCACAAAAAGCUUGAAUCGAAUGAUAAGCAUAAUGCUUCUUCAAACCACGAAACCCCCGUUGAAACCCCUAUUGUGAAUGUUGGUCCAACCUUGAACCCUACCUUUGACUCUUCACCAGAUGGUGGUGAUGUGGAAAUUGACGCAACACCAUCACGUGACAUGGAUGUUCUCAUGCCGGAUGCAAAUCCAUUUGGUGAUAAUUCUGAAGCCUGGGAAUACAUCUUAAAACUUAAGGAUGUAUUUCUGGUUGAAUUGUCUAUUGUUAAAGAAGACUUGAGUAUUACAAUUGAAGAUUGGGAAAUAAAAUUUCAAAAUCUUGAACUUAAAAACAAUGAGUUAGCUAAACAACUCAUUGCUUUGACCGAAAAGCUUAAAGCUUCAGAAGGACAAGUGAAUUCUCUUCGCUCAGAACUUGAUGUUUUGAGAAACAAUCAGGUUCACACAGAAGUUAAACAUCUACGCAAAAAGGAAAUCAAGAGUGCGGUAAGAAAAGUCGACACUUUGCCUUUUGCUUUGACCCCUAAAACUCCAAAUGGAGCAACUCCAAAGUUGAAAGACAUUAUGAAGGCUCAAAAACAACACCGUGAAACUAAAGUUGAUGAAGACAAACCCACUUUUAGAGUGUGCAUAAGAAUUCCAGAUACCAUGAAAAGAGUUAAUAUCCCUGCGAUUGGAAAGAAAAUUGAUGCGGUUGCACAAAAGCCGGUGGCUCAGGAAAUAGGCUAUACUGUCAAAGGGCAUUUAUAUGUUCAACUUAAUGACAAAGAUUUUGCUGAUAAAGCUGCAGAAUGGAUCCCCAAAGUUGACCCUACUUAUUCAGUGCUUGACACAGAUUCUUGGUACAAGGCUGUACUUCAGGAAAUACCUAAUACGGCAUCGAUUGAAGACUUGAAAGAAACUCUCUACAAUUUUAAUGAUUACCAUAUUGUUUUGAAUACCGAACCCAAAAUCAUUAGCAGAAACCAAUUUACCCAAACAGCAUUGGUUUCAUUCAGAAAUGCCCAAGACUAUGCAAAGUGUGCUGAUAAUCUUAUUAUCCAGUACACAAAAGUUAAAGUUAGACCUUUUAUUAGCAGAAAAAAAAAAACUCCUGAAGAACUCCAAGCUAUGCAUUGGGAAAAGUUUGACAAGGAGCUUUCUUCUGCCAUUAAAGAUUUUAAUGUGCAUAACAAAACUCUAAAAUCAACUGACCAAAUUGAUGACCAAGCUAAAGUUCUUGAGGAGGUUGUAAAAAGAGCAAUGGCAAAGUCGAUGAAGGAAGUUAAGGUGAUGAAAAAGUCCAAACGCUAUUGGAAUCAAGAAUUAAGGGAGAAACAUGAAAUAUGGAAGGCACUUCUACCUGAAAUUGAUCAUGGUCUUGAUAGAGAGUUUGAAAUUGAUAACGAUUCUCGAUGGCCAAAAUUAGAGUUUGAUGAAGUUGACUCUGCAUUGGCUGAUACCCCAAAUGAUAAAGCUCCAGGAGACGAUGGAAUUACUGGCAAAGUUUUAAAGAUGGCAUGGCUAAAUAAAGACUUUAAGGAAAGGUUUUUCAAGCUUCUCCAAGCUUGUGUAAAGUUUGGAUACCACCCAAAAGUCUGGAGACAUGGCAUUAUUGUUGUUAUACCUAAACCUAAGAAACCUGACUAUUCAAAGCCAAGAGCAUACCGACCAAUUUCCUUACUUAAGAUUCCAUCUAAAGUACUGGAAAAAAUUAUACAAAAAGAAUGA
Messenger RNA from Magnusiomyces paraingens, 1962 nucleotides. RefSeq lists its product as uncharacterized. NCBI's taxonomy places the organism in Eukaryota, Fungi, Ascomycota, Dipodascomycetes, Dipodascales, Dipodascaceae. The record is from RefSeq and is a predicted model, not a curated record. Bases 1 to 1962 code for a protein of 653 amino acids. The transcript is spliced from 4 exons.